AUGCUCCCCGAGGCGGGCUCCCUGUGGCUGCUUCGGCUGCUCCAGGACAUCCAGCUGGCCCAGUUUUACCGACCCAUCCUUGAGGAGCUUAACGUUACUCGGCCAGAGCACUUCGACUUUGUAAGACCUGAGGAUCUGGACGGCAUUGGCAUGGGCCGGCCUGCCCAGCGUAGACUGGCUGAAGCUCUGAAGAGGCACCGUUCGGGGCUCAAGUCUAAGAACUGGGUCUACAAGAUCCUUGGGGGCUUUGCCCCAGGGCAGAAGGAGACCACCCCACCCUCAGACAGCCUUCCAUCCCUCCCUGAGCCAGAUGGGGGACUCAAGUGUCUGAUCCCAGACCGGGCUGUGUGCAGAGGGGAGCUUCUGGGCUUCGGCUGCUUUGGUGUGGUGCACCGAGGGCUGUGGACACUGCCCAGUGGCAAGGCUGUCCCAGUGGCUGUCAAGUCCCUCCGGGUGGGUCCCGAAGGCCCCGAGGGCACUGAGCUAGGGGACUUCCUGCGAGAGGUAUCCAUCAUGAUGAACUUGGAACACCCACACUUGCUGUGUCUGCACGGCCUCGUACUGGGCCAGCCUCUGCAGAUGGUGAUGGAGCUGGCGCCCCUGGGCUCCCUGCAUGCACGCCUGACCGCCCCGGCCCCCACGCCCCCGCUGCCCGUGGCCUUGCUCUGCCUCUUCCUGCGGCAGGUGGCGGGGGCCAUGGCGUACCUGGGGGCCCGCGGGCUGGUGCACCGAGACCUCGCUACGCGCAACUUGCUGCUGGCUUCACCGCGCACAAUCAAGGUGGCUGACUUCGGGCUGGUGCGGCCGCUGGGCGGCGCCCGGGGCCACUACGUCAUGGGCGGACCCCGCCGCAUCCCCUACGCCUGGUGUGCGCCGGAGAGCCUGCGCCACGGGGCCUUCUCUUCUGCCUCGGACGUGUGGAUGUUUGGGGUGACGCUGUGGGAGAUGUUCUCCGGGGGCGAGGAGCCCUGGGCCGGGGUCCCGCCGUACCUCAUCCUGCAGCGGCUGGAGAAGGACCGAGCCCGCCUGCGUAGGCCUCCGCUCUGCUCCAGGGCCCUCUAUGCCCUCGCCUUGCGCUGCUGGGCCCCCCACCCUGCUGACCGGCCCACCUUUUCCUACCUAGAAGGGCUGCUCCAAGAGGCCUGGCCUCCUGAGGGACGUUGUGUGAGGGAUGUCACAGAGCCCGGUGCUCUGAGGAUGGAGCCUGGUGACCCCAUCACUAUCAUCGAGGGCAGCACCUCUUCCCACAGCCCCAACUCCACAACCUGGAAGGGCCAGAAUGGUCGCACAUUCAAAGUGGGCAACUUCCCAGCCUCGGCAGUGACGCUGGUAGACUCACCAGCCACCCGUCCAGUCCUCAGAGGCUCCCCUGCCCGGGGAGAGCGACACCAGGGAAACAUAGAUGGGGACAGAGUGAAGGUAAAGCUUCGGGAUCCCCCUCCAGGUCGGGGCCAGAGAAGGAAUGUGUCCCUGCAGAGGAUGAAAGGCAUUUCCAAGAGUCUGGAGUCGGUUCUGUCCCUGGGCCCCCGCCCCACAGGAGGUGGGUCGAGCCCCCCCGAACUUCGACAUGCCAGAACUGUGCCCCAGGGACCCCCAGGCGUGCCCCCCUGCUCCCCCGUAGCCACCAGCUCCUCUUCCCAGCCCAGCCAGCCUCCCAGGGAGCGGCCUCCCUGGCCCAAAAGAGAACCCCUACACAGUCACCCUGUGGGAGCGCCUGGAGCCAGCAAAGCCACCGUCCCCUCUGGGGGACCCUUGCCUGACCCUGAGUUGCAGAAGAGGAUUAUGGAGGUGGAGCUAAGCGUGCAUGGAGUCACCCACCAGGAGUGCCAGGAGGCUCUAAGAGCCACCGGGGGUGACGUGGUUUCUGCCAUCCGGAACCUCAAGGUGGACCAGCUCUUCUAUCUCAGCAGCUGGUCCAGAGCGGACUGCCGGCGCAUCCUGGAGCGUUACCAGUGGGACCUCUCAGCCGCCAGUCGCUACGUCCUGGCACGGCCCUGA
Messenger RNA from Lipotes vexillifer (Yangtze River dolphin), 1998 nucleotides. RefSeq names its product tyrosine kinase non receptor 1 (gene TNK1). NCBI's taxonomy places the organism in Eukaryota, Metazoa, Chordata, Mammalia, Artiodactyla, Lipotidae. Gene Ontology annotation, molecular function: protein binding; ATP binding; protein tyrosine kinase activity. Gene Ontology annotation, biological process: protein phosphorylation. The coding region runs from base 1 to 1998 and encodes 665 amino acids. The transcript has 12 exons. The record is from RefSeq and is a predicted model, not a curated record.